This is a messenger RNA of Hyla sarda, 3184 nucleotides long. RefSeq names its product para-nitrobenzyl esterase-like. The record is from RefSeq and is a predicted model, not a curated record. Bases 244 to 2076 code for a protein of 610 amino acids. The transcript is spliced from 9 exons. NCBI's taxonomy places the organism in Eukaryota, Metazoa, Chordata, Amphibia, Anura, Hylidae.
UCUAAAGCAACUGUUAACAACUGGCAUAAGUUAGACGUUACAUUAAAAUUUUACUUUUAUUUUUUUUAUUAGCAACAGUCAUUAUAGGGACCAUUGCCUCAUUGCCCUUGAUAAUGCCGGACCUCUCGUAAAACCUGGUGGGGGUGUUAGUACAUAGGUUUUAUUAUCAAGCAACUACUCUCAUUUUAUUACAGGGAUAAAAGUCAAAUCUUUGAGUGGAGACAGGUACAGACAAUAAAGAACAUGUCCAGCCUGAUAGGUAUUACAGUCAGCCCACAACGUGUGAACACACGGAGGGAGGAGGGCUUCCAAUCUGAAUUUAAACAUCUGGUCGACUCAGACGACGACAACGAAGAAGAAGAAACGUUUCUUGACAAGGACUUUGAUAUACCAGAACCUUCUUGCAGCUUCCCAGCCUACAAGACUAUGGCAGCUAUGUUUGGGGCUCUUCUGUUGCUGUGUAUCGUGGUGGCCAGUUUGGCAUAUCUAUCUGGAAAUUCAGCAUGCACUUUAGUAGAUGUGACAACAGCAUGUGGCAAAGUACGUGGUCAACACUGUGACGGGAUUUACACAUUUAAAGGUAUUCCAUAUGCAAGUCCUCCCAAAGGAUCAUUACGGUGGAGACCCCCAGAAGAGCCCACCUGCUGGAAUGGCACACUGGAUGCUACGGAGUUCAAAUCCAUGUGUGCCCAAAUUCAGCCUUUAAGUGAAACAGGUGAAGUGAUGGGAUCAGAAGAUUGCCUCUAUAUUAAUGUAUGGACACCAUCAGUGGAUCAUGAGGCCAACCUGCCGGUUAUGGUCUGGAUACAUGGUGGAUAUCUUCUCAUUUUAAGUGGAUCAGAGCCUGUGUACUCUCCUACUGAGGAGCUAACUAGUUACAGUCACGUAGUCCACGUCAGCUUCAACUAUCGUCUAAAUGCAUUUGGAUUCAUGGCUUUGUCGGUGCUGAGAGAAGGAUCCCCUACCAACACCUCUGGUAACUAUGGUUUCAUGGAUCAGAUAGCUGCACUAAAGUGGGUACAGAAGAACAUCAGAUCUUUUGGCGGAGAUCCAAACAAAGUGACCAUCUAUGGGCAGAGCUCAGGAGGAACCUCAGUGUGGACUUUGAUGGUGUCACCCCUGGCCAAGGGUCUUUUUCAUCGGGCCAUGGACAUAAGCGGAUCAUCUGUAUUUAAAGCCACAUUGGAGGAGGCAGAGGAGACCAACCUGAUAUUCCUGAACCGCACUGGUUGUAAGGAUGCUGAUUGCUUGAGGAAUCUCAGUAUACAUAAAAUCCUUCAGUCCAUUCCUUGGUAUGGAUACCCAAACUGGGCUUCAGAGGACUUGUGUGAUCUACCACAGAAAGGAAAAUAUGUUGGUCCACUGACUGUAGUGGAUGGAUACGUAGUGCCUGCUUCUCCAUUGGAUGUGUGGAAACAGAAGAUACAGGGUUAUAGUGAUGUGCCAUUUGUGAUUGGUACCACGCUUCAAGAAGCAGAAUAUUGUCCACUUUAUGCCAAUCUGUCCAAGUGGACGAAAGAAGAUUACCAUUGGUUUGUGAAGUUACAUCUGAACACAUUUGGAGGAGAACUGUCAUCUGACGCUCUAGCGCUCUAUCCCACCUCAGAGUUCUGCUCCCAGCCUGAACGAUGUGUGGAGAAAACUUACAUGACUAUGGUGUCAGACCUCAGAGCUUCAUGUCCUAACAAUAUUCUGGCCCGACAAGCUGCAGAGACUCUGAAAAGUCCAGUCUACCGCUAUCAGGUCACAUACACGCCUUCCCAUGCAGCAAAAGUCAAACAUCUAUUCACCUAUCCCAGCUGGUUCUCCUUCCACAUGCUGGAUACACUGGGAUUUUUUGGAACACUGGACGAAGCUUUGGAUGGGGUAUCAGAAGAGGACCGUGAAUUCCAAAGAAUGAUCAGGAAAUACUUCAUAUACUUUGCAAAAGAAGGGACUAUGCCACCUGAGUGGCCGACGUAUCCUGAGGGUACUGGGCUAUUUUCCACAUCUCUGACUUUCAAGAAGGACUAUCGCUCUGCUCAGUGCACACUGUGGGAGGAGAACGACAUGUUCCAAUAUGCCUGGAUUAACUGAACUUCUUAGGUUUUCCCCUCUUUAGGGUGUGUUCACACUGAGUAAGCUGAGGCAGAUUCCACACAGAUUUCCAUGAGAAGUCUCCCUCAUAUCUGAGCGACCAUUGAUUUCAAUGCGAAAUCAGAUGAGAAUUUAAUCUCCGCUUCAAGAUUUGACAUGCCAGUUCUGUGUGGAAUUAUGUCCUAGCACUUUAUCUGCUUUGAUAAGGAUUUUUUAGAUAGUAACUGAAGAGGAUUUUGAAGAGAACAUUUUUGUUUUCCGUUUAGCAAGUGUGAAUAUACCCUUAAAACAAUGCCCAAAAAGUGUGUUUUUAUCUGCGGUUUUCUAUUGCACCAUGUCUUAAUGUACCCUAUUAUUGUACCGCUUAAGUACAAUAAGGUUCCAGAGCGGUAAGGCAACUGUGUACAUAGGUCCUUAUAAAAGGGUCAUGGCUCAGCGCUGGACCACACUUGUUCUAUGCUUCUUUAGGCUGACUCUUUUAUGACCCUAAAAGUAUGAUGUAGCAGCACGGUCUUAAAAAAAAAAGUCCUUGUUAGCCCUAGCAGCCAACAUUCCCCGGAUACUCGGUAGUUGCUAUGGACAAGAAAAAAUUUAUAAAAUGAGACAGUUGUGAUGAUGGCCAUAUUUUACAUAUGUUUACAUCCUCAAAAACCAGUCAAACCAUGUCCUUGCCAUCCAUAAAAAGAGAACAUUUUAUUGUGCAACCAAUCAGCAUGACAAUUAUAGGAUUGUAAUCAGGUUGCUAUGGGCACUAAACUUUUUGUUUGAAUAGUUUUUAUACCAACUUCAGGUUCCAUUGUGCCUUUUCUUAGAUCAUCACUCCAAAGAGUUUUCAUUUCACAUCAUAUUCCUGUACAGGGUUUUCCUAGAUAUAAUGUUGAUUACCUAGAGCAAUGUUUCCCCGAUGCAGUCACCAAGUCCCCCAAACAUGUUUUCAGGAUUUCCUUAGUUGUUCACAUGUGAAAUAAUAAUGGUCCGUGCAUUAGGUAUCAUCACAAUGAUAUCACCUGUGAAAGACUAAGGAAAACAUGACAUGUUGGGGGGUACUUAAGGACUGAGCUUAGGAAACACUGCUCUAGAGUUGGGACAGACUAUUAAAGGGGUUAUC